Hippocampus comes (tiger tail seahorse) is the source of this 1763-nucleotide messenger RNA. It is a transcript of the gene scrt2, whose product is annotated as scratch family zinc finger 2. Gene Ontology annotation, molecular function: RNA polymerase II cis-regulatory region sequence-specific DNA binding; DNA-binding transcription factor activity, RNA polymerase II-specific. The record is from RefSeq and is a predicted model, not a curated record. Bases 596 to 1549 code for a protein of 317 amino acids. Gene Ontology annotation, biological process: regulation of DNA-templated transcription. NCBI's taxonomy places the organism in Eukaryota, Metazoa, Chordata, Actinopteri, Syngnathiformes, Syngnathidae. The transcript has 2 exons.
GGGCAGCGGGGGGUCUGACUGUGUUCUUUCUCCUCUGUCUGUGUGUGAAUGCACAGACGGUCCACUAGUAAUUUGAUGUGUGUCCCCGGGGACAUUUGAUGGAUUAAAGCUAAGCAGCUCCAUUUCGUAGCACCACCUGAUCUUCCACUGGCUGUGCCCCAUAUAAAGGCUGGCGUGAUUGCUGAUCUCAGCUAGUCUGACAGUCUCUCUUUCUCUCUCUCUCUCUCUCUCUCUCUCUCGCUCCCUGUUCUGUGCCUGUCUCCUUCUCUUCUCCUCUUCACUGGUACUUUAAACCCGGCUGCAUCACAGGAGCUAUCCAGUGCUGAACAGGAUCACUUUUAUUUAUCCAUUUGUCACUUUUUCUGGGGGACGCUGGGGGAGCCAGAGGGUACCACACAGCAUUGCGCUUUACCACUGGUUUUCUUUUUUUUUUUUUUUUUUUUUUUGUUAUUUUUUUUGGAAUCAUCUCAUAUUUUUGGCCGCUGCCUCCAUCACAAGGAUUACCCUCAAGCUAGCCGUGCUCGUGUGCUCCCUCAGAAGCUUUAUUUUUUUGCUCAUGCGUUUUCCGCUGCUCUGUGUUAUCAUCCACUGAAACAUGCCCCGCUCAUUUUUGGUGAAGAAGAUCAAAAUUGAUGAUUUCUCUUCAUCCAAUGCGGCCACCAACAAUCACCACCAGCACCUGGACGACUCGUUCACUUUCGCACGCUCCAUCACGGACUCGGUGACCAGCCUCGGCGUCCGUCUGAGUGAGAAUGGCUACAUCCAGGAUUACAUCACGCCGUCUGUAUACCGGGGGGAGAAGAAGAUGGAGCACAAGCUGGUGUCGGACCCGCUGUACACCCACGUGAGCAGCGGGGGCGAGUACUGCGACCCCGACCUGAAGCACCCUGACAGCCCCCAGUCAGGCAUGACUGCCAGCGGCUUCUACAGUGGCGAAUCGGAGGCCCUGGACGAGGGUUACACCAUGGAUGCCUUCUUCAUCUCCGACGGGCGCUCGAGAAGAAAGGGAGAUGGCGAGGGUCGCGAGGGGGGCUCGAGAAGCAGCAGCGUCAAUGCCACCCUGCAGGAGAGCGGAGUUGCUGGCACGGCUCGCCACACCUGCAACGAGUGCGGCAAGACGUACGCGACCUCCUCCAACCUCAGCAGACACAAGCAAACGCACCGCAGCCUCGACAGCAAAAUGGCCCGCAAGUGUCCCACCUGUGGCAAAGUGUACGUGUCCAUGCCGGCGUUGGCCAUGCACAUCCUCACCCACGACCUCAAGCACAAGUGCGACGUGUGCAGCAAGGCCUUCAGCCGGCCGUGGCUCCUCCAAGGUCACAUGCGUUCCCACACGGGGGAGAAGCCCUUCGCUUGCGCCCACUGCGGCAAAGCCUUCGCUGAUCGCUCAAACCUCCGCGCCCACAUGCAAACACACUCUGCCUUCAAGCACUACAGAUGCAAGCGCUGCAAUAAGACCUUCGCGCUCAAGUCCUACCUGAACAAGCACUAUGAGUCGGCUUGCUUCAAGGGAUCUGCGGACGAAGACGACUCUGGAUCAGACAACUAAUGGUGUGGAAAAUGCAGAAUUCUGAACCCCUGCUGCAGGUUCACGACCCCAGACCCCUGCUCGCUCUGCUCUCCAUGCCUAUUCUCUUCCAUUUUGUUGAAAGCAAUAUUUUCACUGAGAUUACGAAGAAGCUCUCACGGCAGCGGCAAAGACAAUUUCAGAAGAUGCUGGAUUAUUUUUCCCUGCACAGUAGCUAACCGUCCACAGACAACUA